GCAGUGGCGCGGCGGGCGGAGCCUCACUUCGAAGGGCACGCGAGAGGGCGACUCGCACCUGCUCGUGUCCACCCUGGGAGCCUCACAGCGAGGCCUGCCGCCGGAAAGUGCGGCGUCGCGGCACCUCUCCCCCUUGGUCUUCAGCGCCGAAGCGAAAGAAACACCUGCCGAGGAGGCCCCGCCGGCCGAGGAGCCGCCGUGCGGGUCACCCGACGAGGAGCUGGCCGCGGAGCCAGAGCCUCCGCCGAGGGGCGCCUUGACAAGCGCCGAAGCGCAGGCGCAGCCCGGCGCUGAGGCGCAGGCGCAGCCGGGCGCCGUGGCGCAGGCGGAGCCCCACGCCGCUGGGCAACCGAGCAGACGACCUUCAGCGCUGGCCAUGGCGGCAAGUAGCAGUGGCACCAUGGCGGUGGGCGGCGCGCAGUGCCAGCCUCGCAUCUUCGGCGCGGCACCCCGCCGCUACAGACAGGGCGCAGUCGUGGUCACGGUGGAGUGGUUUUGGACCGACGGGCGGGGGGCCGUGGCGAGGACAGGAGUGGAUGUGCUCCUGGCGGUGUUGCUCGCCAAGCGCCCUCCUGGUCUGGAGGCGCAGAUGCUCCGCACCGGGCUGGAUAUCUUCAAGUGCAUGCCGAACCGCGACGAGGACAUGCAGGGCACGUUCUUCCUAUUCGACGUCCUGCUCGACCGUGCCAGCCGGCUGUUCAGGACGGAGCAGGAGUUCCAGCUGGUCAAGGCAAGGCUUCUCCGAGACCGAGCGAUCGAGGAGGACGUGUCGACCGUCGAGCUGGGCAGGACUGGGGCGCCGGGCGUAUAUUUCGCUGACGCCAACAAGGACCCGCCUCCGCUGUGCCUGGCCAUGGCGGCCGGGAGCGCCGCUGGGACGGCGGCGCGCCUUGCCCAGGGCGCUGCGAUCGGACGCGGUCACAGCAGCGAG
Prorocentrum cordatum is the source of this 931-nucleotide messenger RNA. The record is from the annotation of a GenBank genome assembly. NCBI's taxonomy places the organism in Eukaryota, Dinophyceae, Prorocentrales, Prorocentraceae.